Messenger RNA from Volvox carteri f. nagariensis, 1998 nucleotides. RefSeq names its product NADH:ubiquinone oxidoreductase subunit 4L (gene nuo11). Gene Ontology annotation, biological process: ATP synthesis coupled electron transport. The transcript has 2 exons. Gene Ontology annotation, molecular function: NADH dehydrogenase (ubiquinone) activity. Gene Ontology annotation, cellular component: NADH dehydrogenase complex. NCBI's taxonomy places the organism in Eukaryota, Viridiplantae, Chlorophyta, Chlorophyceae, Chlamydomonadales, Volvocaceae. Bases 39 to 713 code for a protein of 224 amino acids. The record is from RefSeq and is a predicted model, not a curated record.
CUGUGCAGUCCUUGCUCCUAGCUGCUGGCGUGUUGCAAAUGGCGCGGACGCAGCUUCUCAGGCGCCUGCUUCCAUUUCCGGGUACCUCCAGCCUUCUUCCUAAGACGACAAGCGCACUUCCAUCGGGCAUCAACAGCUGCAGCUUUACAGCGAUCAGCAGCAAGGAUGAUGACGAGCAACGUGCUGGAAGUUCUAUUUCACCGGGCUCCUCGCUUUUGCAGCUUGCAAAUUUCGUCAACCGGCCAUUGCCUGUUGGUCUCGGAAGCUCAGCUGGGAGUUUUGCAGCUGCACCUAUCCUGACUAUGGCUGGCCGGAGACGUGUGGGCGCGCUGAGCAGCCUACGGCGUCCACUGGUACCGGUGCCGGGCAUGGGCACCGCAGCACCGGUUCGCUCAUACUACACGGAAGGAGAGAUAUUUGGAACUACUUUUAUGUACACAACCAAUAUGAUGUUCUGGGCAGGCAUCGUGGGUGCCGUGGCGUUCAGGCGGAAUCUCAUUAUCCUUUUGCUCAGUGCUGAGACCGUCAUGUUGGCGUGCAACAUGAACUUCCUCUUCACAGCGGCAUAUCUGAACGACAUCACCGGAGCUAUUAUGUCGAUUACGAUUACCACCAUUGCCGCUUGCGAGACGGCAAUCGGGCUGGCGCUGUGCGUGGCGUACUUCCACAUGCGCUCAGCGACAGACGUAGAGGCCCUAAACCUGCUCAAGUGAGGAGCAUGAUUGGGCUCUAUAGGUGGGAAGACUUGCUCGCGCGGAGCGGGAGUACUGUCCAGCUGGGUUUCGAUCUGAUGCAGGAAAGGCGUUGGGCUACAGAGCCCGUGCCGCAUUCCCCUCUGGGAUGCUCGGUCGCAUAGAGGAACGGGACUUUUGGGUUCAUGUUAUGCGGGGUAAUAUUGCGUGGAUCUAUGGUGUGCCGGCGCUGCACUGCACCCGGAGUUUGACUACCAGGGAUGUGACAGGGACAGGUGGUGUAGCAAAAGCCAAGUUGCAGUGCUUCCGUUGCGGGCGCGGCGCCUAUGGCAGCAGCUCAAUCAAGUUUAAUGAGAACAGGACAUGGCCGGGACCUGGGGUUACCCCUUCUAUUGCUGAGGGCGCCGUAUGUGAUGGGCACAGGGGCUGUUUCUGGCUCCUUCCUACCAGUGUUUCCUCUUGGAUUGGAGUAAUCCUGGACAUGCAAAGUGUGGGUUGCCAAUAGCAAAGGUCGAAACCCUAACUUGCUGCUUCGUGGGACGUGGUGCAAUUUGUUUUAUCUCUCGGCAUUUAGGCUGGGCGUGUAAGGAUUGCUUCCGGCUAGUGGUUGUCUUGUCUGUGUACCCUCGUACACUCUUUACGGACAUUAGCGCACACACGCGUGCACAUCCGGCUUGAAUGCCACGUUUCGCAAAAAGCUGCAUGCAUCCCACGACUUUUUCCAUGCCGCUACAAGCUGUGCUUGGCACAGCUCUGGGUGCCGUAAUCUGAAAUGCGCUAUCGGGCCGCACAACGGCGGUUUGCAUUGCCUUGAGUUCGUGGAGUCCGGCUUGGCUCAUUUUGCUUCCUUGGGUGUAAUGGAAAUGGCGUGGUCGUGGGCAGCACAUGUGCGGGUCGUCGCGCCUUGGAUGGCCAUCAAGCUUACAGCACCUAUGCGGUUCUUGCUUUCAAUCGAGCAACCUUUCAAAUGCUUAGUGCGCUGCAUUUGAAACGAGACACGCAGCACAACCAAGUGCUGUGAUUUGCGUCCGAGUAAAGACUUUCUGUUCAGAGAGCUAUGCACUUGCGAGCUGUCAUUUUCCCGCGUUUUGCAGCACUUGUCCAUCAGGUGCUGCUGACGUAAUUCCUGGUAUAAGCGGCGUCACAAUGGAUCGUGGUUGUGGGGGCCGAAACGUACGUUGCUGGCCAGUACGGCUGAUACAACAAUCUUCUGAGUCAAGAAUCUGAACGAUCACCGCUGCUAACCACACCAAGCAUUAUCCAAAAACACUGUGCAUGUCAAGUCUGUUGUAUUCAUGGCCUCGGG